AUGGUAGUUAACAAUGCCGAGACAGUAAUGGAAUUAGAGCCUAUAAUUCCACAACAAAGGUUAGGGGACAAUUCUCCUUCUACUGUUUUACCCAAUGGAUCAACAGAAAAAACAACAAAUUCGAGAAAACGUUCAACUCAACAUUCGACGCCCGAACGGGAUAAAUGGUCCUCCUGGGCAGAUUUUAUUAUGUCCUGUGUUGGAUAUGCAAUCGGCCUAGGCAAUGUUUGGCGCUUCCCCUAUCUGUGCUAUCAAAAUGGAGGAGGAGCUUUUCUAAUCCCUUAUAUAAUAACAAUUUUGCUUUGUGGUGUUCCUCUUUUUAUUUUGGAAACUUCUUGGGGCCAAUUAGUUUCUGUUGGAGGCCUUGGAAUGUUUAAAAUAUGCCCUAUAUUUAAAGGGGUUGGAAUUGCUGCUGUUGUUAUGGCUUUUUGGCUUAACAUUUAUUAUAUUGUGGUGCUAAGUUGGGCUAUGGCUUAUUUAGUUCAUUCUCUACGGGUAGACUCUAAUGUCCCUUGGAGGACUUGCAAUAACACAUGGAAUACCUACCGAUGUCGAUCAGAAUAUGAUCCAGUAACUUGUGAAAAUAAUCGUUCAAUUGCUGAUUAUUUUAACGUUAAAAUAUUAACAGCCGACCAUUUAAAUGAAUACAAAAAACAAUUUUUUAUUGGCCCUAAAGUUAAUUUUACAAUAUGUACGGAAGCGGAUAUGAAUGUACACUCUCCAGUCAAGGAAUUUUGGGAUCGUCGCGUAUUGGGUAUUAGCACAGGAAUUGAGCACGUUGGCUCUUUAAGGCAUGAUUUAGCCUUAUAUUUAAUGAUUUGUUGGAUGAUUUGUUAUUUUUGUAUUUUUAAAGGGGUUAAAUGGACGGGAAAGGUUGUUUAUUUAACUGCUUCUUUCCCUUAUUUGAUGCUUUUUUGUUUGUUAAUACGUGGAUUGUCGUUAGAGGGUGCUAGUUUAGGCUUAGAAUUUUAUUUAAAACCAGACUUUUCCAAACUUUUUGAAAGCAAAGUUUGGGUAGAUGCAGUCACUCAAGUAUUUUUCUCUUAUGGACUAGGAUUGGGUGCUUUGGUUGCUUUAGGCUCUUACAAUAAAUUUCAUAAUAAUGUUUACAAACAGGCACUGACUGUUUGUUGUGUAAAUAGUGGAACUAGUGUAUUUGCAGGAAUACUUCAAUUACCCUAUACAAAUAUUUGGUCAAUUUUAUUUUUUUGUAUGGUGCUAUUUUUGGGUGUUGAUUCACAAUUUUGUACUAUGGAAGGAUUUUUUACUGCAAUAAUUGAUGAAUUCCCCCAUUUAAUUAGAGGAAGACGUUAUGGCAGGGAAAUUUUUGUUUUGAGUAUUUGUGUAAUUUCUUAUAUUUGUGGAUUGUCUACAGUUACUGAGGGUGGUUUUUACGUCUUCCAAUUAUUCGAUUUUUACGCUGCUUCUGGUUGGGCUCUUCUUUGGCUCUUAUUCUUUGAAUGUAUAGCAAUUUCUUGGAGUGUAGGAAUUGACCGUUGGUAUGAUCAUUUAUACUCGAUGAUUGGUUAUUAUCCAAGUAAAUGGUGGAAAUUUUGUUGGGUUUUUACUACACCUGCUGUUUGUAUGGGUGUAAUGAUUUUUGGUUUAUUCAAAUACCAACCUCUACGUAUAGCUGCUUAUAAUUAUGAUUAUCCUCUUUGGGGGCAUAUUUUUGGCUGGUUUUUGUCACUUUCUUCAAUGCUUUGUAUACCCAUUUAUGCUAUUUAUGCUUGGAUUGUGACAGAAGGAACUGUUUCUGAGAAAUUCAAAAAACUAUUCCGACCAGAUGUUGAUUUAAUAAGCACAACUGAUGGCAAAAAUCAUCUAAAUACUCAUACAAAACCUGUAGCUGAUGGAAUUUGUGAUGGGGAUGUUUUUGAAUAA
Meloidogyne enterolobii is the source of this 1884-nucleotide messenger RNA. NCBI's taxonomy places the organism in Eukaryota, Metazoa, Nematoda, Chromadorea, Rhabditida, Meloidogynidae. The record is from the annotation of a GenBank genome assembly.